Molecule: messenger RNA, 2588 nt
Organism: Varanus komodoensis (Komodo dragon)
Lineage: Eukaryota; Metazoa; Chordata; Lepidosauria; Squamata; Varanidae
Gene: FREY1
Product: chromosome unknown C11orf94 homolog
Exons: 3
Coding region: 1721-2044 (107 amino acids)
Source: RefSeq, a predicted model, not a curated record
GCAGUUUGUGCUAAAACCUACCUAAAAGUGCACUCCCCCCCAUUGAAGCACAUCUUUCAGGGCAGGAGCCAUCACUGAAAAGCAGCUUCAAAGUUCAGAUUAAACCAUUAUUGCUCUUCAUGCAAACCAGUUAUCUUUUCUGGCUCCCUCUUUGUGUUUUCCAGGAAAUACCAAACACAUAUAUGUGUGUGUGUGCGCGCGUGUGCAUGCGCGCACACGCAUAUGCAGUGCACUACUGCAGUUGGCAAGGAACUGAGCACCCCUUCGGCCAGCCCAGGAAGCCAGCCAAGAACUCUUGUGUGUGCUGCUCCUUGGCACCCUUCCAGCAGUCCAUAUGCCACUCAGCUGGAGCCUGUUGUAUCAAGGGCCAUGGCUGCUGCCCUUUCUCUUUUGCCAGACUGUUCAAUUUCCUGCCAUUCCCUGGAGGAUAUUAAGUUCCACAGCUUGUAGAAUAUCUUCAAAACUGCUCUUGCAUUUGCUGUAAGUCUUUACAGUCACUAGUGACAGAGGGGCUGGCAGGCGGGGGCCAAAAGCUUAGCAAAUUGGUUGAUGUUUGCUAAAUUAAAGUCUCUCUAAAUGAAAAUUAAAAGGCCGGAACUGAUGACUAGCCUCAGGAAGCAGCCACCCAAACCUGAUUCUUCAAAAGAAGACUCAGUCCUAAACAGAAGGGAUCAUACAAACUGCAUCAGUGAAAAGAUAAUGAUCUCACCUGUAUGCAUUUAGAUCAUUUUAAGAGGUCCUAAGCCUAAGUAUACCUCAUGAAGCAUACCAUGUUUCCUUCUUGCCAACAGUCUUCAUGGUACAGAAUGAAGUAAUUCAGUUCUUCUGAGAAAGAAGAGCAGAUAGGAGAGAAAAAACUCCUCAGAAAUAGAGGUGGUGUUUUAACCAGCAUCUAACUGCGAUUUUUCCAUAUUGAAUUACACCUUUGGGAGUAGCAUUUGUGCCUGGCCUCCCCAGCCAGGUGCAAUUCAGAUGUGUUGAACAAGAGCUCCCAUCAUCUCUAGUCAACAUUGGCCAGCUGCAUUGGAGGAGCCUUAUAUAUGCAACCAGGGCCCUAUAUGUACCACCUGUCAGAGUUUGACAUCUCAGCGUGAGCAAGUGAUAAAAGGAAGCAGAGUUCUGCUUUCUUGAAGGAGACAGCUAGGUAAGAGACCUUUUAAACAAAAUUCCUGCACAUGGCUGGAUGAAGAGCAGAAAUAUGGAAAAUCAAAGUUAAAGUUAUCAACAAUUUGAAUUCUUGCUGAAUAUCCCCUGUACACUUUUGAGACUUCAUCUUUUGGUUUCUGUGCUAUUAAUCAUUCUAUGAUUGUGAGAGAGGAAAGCAUGAAAAUGUCAUAAUGGUGGUAAAAUGUCUACAUGUGCUGUGUCAUGUUCUCCUAAAAUAAACAUUUUUAAGGGUCUACAGACUUUCAAAAAAUGAUGCGACUUCACGAAGGCUCUGAAUACUCCUGAGUCCAUAAGAUGAGCUGUAAAGAUCAAGGAGUUAAUUGACUGAAGCAUGACUACUAGAGCAUGUAGGACAAAACUUAAAAUGGGUAGAAACCAAGGUGCUGAAACAUUAAUCUUUGUGAGUGAAUAUUUUUGUCUAAAGAGUUAUUCUACCUUUCAUUCUUAGGCUGGCUCCCAUUGGCCAGACUAUUACCCAGGAUUCAGCAUUGCCUGUGUUCUUCCCCUUUGUGAUGGCAUAGAAGGCUUUGAGAAUUGCUGUUACAUUCCACCGAUGAGAGUAAGAAGAACCAGAGUUGGACUUGGCUUUGUUGGCUGGAUGGGAUUCCUGUUUCUGCUGCUCUUUUUGAUGGAGAGAGUACUGCCCAUGCCAAGUUUUCAAAGCAAGUCUAGUCCAUCUGUCCCAGAGGAAUUCAUUGCCCCCUUGGAAUUCCAGCAGCGGCACUUUGGCUUGGUGGAUGAUUAUGGCAUUAAACCAAAGUAUCCCAAGUUCCGGACAUGGGCACUACAUAAGAAAUUGGAUAAACUGCGUAAAGUACACAAGACCAAGCGAGAUGAGCCAGACUUCGAGGAAUAUUAUUAUGAUGACCUCUUUUGACUUUCCUUUGGAAAGUGGCAAUAUAUAUGCUGCCCCUUCGGUGGCUAUCUAUCAAUUGAUCAUAGGCAGAACAAUCAAAACAGAGCACUUAGUGCUGUGGGAAAUGGCCAAGAUCCUUGUUCUCAGCCACAUGAUGGGAAUCAUCCCUGAAGCUCUAUGUGUUCUUUACAUCCAUACUACAGGGACAGUGCUUUGCUCCAAAAUGAGCAGGCUGUGGAUCCUGGCUUUCCUUUCAUGCCUCUUAACUCUAAUGAGCACUGAGCAAAACUUGAAAACAUUUGACUGCUGUGGAGAUGGGCUUCUGUUGCAAAUUCUGGGAUAAUAAUAGAAUAGUGUGGCAAACCCUGGGGCCAUUCCCAGUUCUCUCCCUUCAUGGUUCUCUUCUCUGCCUCACCUGCCAUGACUCUCUUGGCUGUGUGUCAAUGUUCUUGCCUAGGUUUCUUUUCUUUACCACCACCCCGCCUUAGAGGUUCCAAAUUCUAUGGAUAGUCAAUUGGUGUGUGGAGAAUUGUGCAAUAUAAAUAUAUGAAUAUAUUUUGCAAAA